AUGACACUCAACCAGACGAUGCGACGGAAGCGUCCGCAGAAAGCUAAAGACCCCAAGUCACCACUACUUGAGGUCUGCCCUCAAAGAAAGGGUGUUUGCUCGCAGAUUUUUAUAAUGAAGCCCAAGAAACCCAACUCGGCGAAGCGGAAGGUCGCGCGUGUCAAGUUGACUACUGGGAAGACUGUCAUGGCAUACAUUCAGGGCGAGGGACAUAAUUUGCAGGAGCAUAGUGUGGUGACAGUCCGCGGCGGACGUGCCCAGGACUUGCCCGGUGUCCGUUAUAAGGUUGUCCGUGGAUCUCUAGAUUUCGGAGGAGUAGUCAACCGUAUGACUGGACGGAGUAGAUAUGGAGGUGAGAAAUAG
Messenger RNA from Suillus clintonianus, 363 nucleotides. RefSeq lists its product as uncharacterized. The coding region runs from base 1 to 363 and encodes 120 amino acids. NCBI's taxonomy places the organism in Eukaryota, Fungi, Basidiomycota, Agaricomycetes, Boletales, Suillaceae. The record is from RefSeq and is a predicted model, not a curated record. Gene Ontology annotation, cellular component: small ribosomal subunit; ribosome. Gene Ontology annotation, biological process: translation. The transcript is spliced from 2 exons. Gene Ontology annotation, molecular function: structural constituent of ribosome.